This is a messenger RNA of Salvelinus namaycush (lake trout), 1368 nucleotides long. RefSeq names its product gamma-aminobutyric acid receptor subunit alpha-2-like. Gene Ontology annotation, cellular component: neuron projection; dendrite membrane; postsynapse. The transcript has 9 exons. Gene Ontology annotation, molecular function: GABA-A receptor activity; inhibitory extracellular ligand-gated monoatomic ion channel activity; transmitter-gated monoatomic ion channel activity involved in regulation of postsynaptic membrane potential. The coding region runs from base 1 to 1368 and encodes 455 amino acids. Lineage: Eukaryota; Metazoa; Chordata; Actinopteri; Salmoniformes; Salmonidae. Gene Ontology annotation, biological process: gamma-aminobutyric acid signaling pathway; monoatomic ion transmembrane transport; regulation of postsynaptic membrane potential. The record is from RefSeq and is a predicted model, not a curated record.
AUGAGGAAUAGAGACUACAUUUUUCAAUGUCUACUCAUCUGCCUUACACUGACGCUCCUCUUGCAAACGAGGCCAGUGAUUGCUGAUCCUACAACAGAUGCCUUCAAGAACAAUAUCACUCUCUUCACACGGAUCCUUGACAGACUUCUAGAUGGCUAUGAUAAUCGUCUUCGACCCGGCCUUGGGGAUCGUAUAACAGAGGUGAAUACCAAUGUCUACGUCACCAGCUUUGGCCCAGUUUCAGAUACAGACAUGGAAUACACAAUAGACGUGUUCUUCCGGCAAAGCUGGAAAGAUGAGAGGUUAAAAUUUGACGGGCCCAUGAACAUACUGCGGCUGAACAACUUGAUGGCCAGUAAAAUAUGGACGCCAGACACGUUCUUCCACAACGGGAAGAAGUCAGUGGCUCACAACAUGACCAUGCCCAAUAAACUACUGAGGAUUCAAGACGAUGGCACCCUGCUUUACACCAUGAGGUUGACGGUUCACGCAGAGUGUCCGAUGCAUCUGGAGGACUUCCCCAUGGACUUCCACUCAUGUCCCCUGAAGUUUGGCAGCUAUGCCUAUACAAUGUCAGAGGUGACUUAUGUCUGGACCAGUAAGGCUGCCGACUCUGUGGUGGUGGAAGGAGAGAGCUCCCGUUUGAACCAGUACGACCUGCUUGGCCAAACAGUGGGCCAAGAAACCAUCAAGUCCAGCACAGGCGAAUACACUGUCAUGACGGCACAUUUCCAUUUGAAGCGGAAGAUUGGAUACUUUGUGAUCCAGACCUAUCUACCAUGCAUUAUGACCGUCAUCCUCUCACAAGUAUCCUUCUGGCUGAACAGAGAGUCCGUGCCAGCUAGGACUGUGUUUGGUGUAACCACUGUCCUGACAAUGACCACACUGAGUAUAAGUGCUCGUAACUCCCUCCCCAAGGUGGCCUACGCCACGGCCAUGGACUGGUUCAUCGCUGUCUGCUACGCCUUUGUCUUCUCUGCCCUCAUCGAGUUUGCCACCGUCAACUACUUCACAAAGCGCAGCUGGGCCUGGGAUGGGAAGAGCAUUGUGAAUGACAAGAAAAAAGAGAAGGCCUCCGCCAUGAAGAAGAACAACGCGUAUGCCGUGGCGGUGGCCAACUAUGCGCCCAGCAUCACCAAGGACUCUGGGUUGUCCACCAUCGCCAAGGGCGGCGCCGCUGACCCCAACAUGGCGGUUGGCAAGGUGGGUGGCAAAACGGACCCAAAGAAGACUUUCAACAGUGUGAGCAAAAUCGAUAGGAUUUCAAGGAUUAUGUUCCCAGUCCUGUUUAGCAGCUUCAAUUUAGUCUACUGGGCCACGUACCUAAACAGAGAACCGUAUAUAAAGGAUAUGGUGCCCUCAACCUAG